AUGACUCGUUUGAGCUCCGAGCAGGUAUUGAAAGACAACAAUGCCGCCGAUCCAAGUUCAAUUUCCAGUCUUCACCUCACUCACAAAGCUCUCUCCGAUGUAUCAUGCUUGGCCAUCUUCAAUAAAUUGGAGAAGCUUGACCUAAAGUUCAAUAAUCUCACUUCACUUGAGGGAUUGAGGGGUUGUGUUAAUUUGAAGUGGUUAUCAGUUGUGGAAAAUAAACUAGAAAGCUUAGAAGGGAUUCAAGAACUUACUAAGCUCACUGUACUAAAUGCUGGAAAAAAUAAAAUCAAGUCUAUGGAUGAGGUUGGGUCACUUACUACCAUUCGCGCACUGAUUUUGAAUGACAACGAGAUUAACUCCAUUUGCAAACUUGAUAAGAUGAAAGAAUUGAAUACUCUUGUUCUAUCCAAAAAUCCUAUCCAUAAAAUUGGUGAUGCCCUGAAGAAGGUGAAUUCCAUCAAAAAGCUUUCCCUUUCUCAUUGUCAGCUUCAGGGUAUUGACACUUCCCUCAAGUCUUGUGUUGAAUUGACCGAGCUCCGUCUUGCUCACAAUGACAUUAAGUCUCUCCCGGAAGAAUUAGUACAUAAUUCAAAGCUUCAGAAUAUAGAUUUGGGGAGCAAUGUGAUCGGAAGAUGGUCCGAAGUAAAGGUGCUCAAAUCACUUACCAAACUGAGAAAUCUCAAUUUACAAGGAAAUCCUGUUGCUUCAAUUGAGAAAGUUACAAGAAAGAUUAAGAAUGCACUGCCAAAGCUACAAGUAUUCAAUGCCAAACCUUUAGAUAAAGAUGCCAAGAAUGACAAAGGUCACAUAGCCGAUGAUGCUCAUGAUUUUUCAUUAGAUCAUGUGAGUCAAAAUGACGAUGAUCGUCUUGAAGCUGCUGAUGAAACUAAGUCUGAUAAAAAAAGAAAGAAAACUGUUGAUGUUUCUGAGGAAGCCGGUGUCCAUGAUAAGGAACAUACAGGUCACAGCAAGGAUAAUGGAGAUAGAAAGAAAGACAAAGUUAUCGGUACUGUUGAUCCUGACACGAAGAAAAAAUCAACUAAGAAAAAGCAAAGAAAGGAUGACAAGCCCUCGGACAAGGCUUUGGCUCUUGAGGAGAAUGUCAAUAGCAUUGAGAAGAAAAAGAAGAAGAAUCAAAAGCCUGAGAAGCGAAGUCAAUUUGAUAUUAUUGAUGAUCCAGAAAUUUCAUUUGUGGACCUCUUUAACAUCCAGGAUGAACACAGUUUGAAUCAUGGUAGUGCAAUGAAACUAAAGGACAAAGUGGCUAAGGAUUUGAAACCGUUGGGCAGCAUAGAGACACCUGUCAAGCGUAAGAGCGCGGAAAUGCAUAACCUGGAGUCUCUAUCAUCUCCAAUAACUGAAAUCGGAAUGGGAGGGCAAUCAACAUGGGACGACUAG
Vicia faba (fava bean) is the source of this 1401-nucleotide messenger RNA. NCBI's taxonomy places the organism in Eukaryota, Viridiplantae, Streptophyta, Magnoliopsida, Fabales, Fabaceae. The record is from the annotation of a GenBank genome assembly.